This is a messenger RNA of Tyto alba (common barn owl), 12936 nucleotides long. RefSeq names its product adenylate cyclase 9 (gene ADCY9). The transcript has 10 exons. Gene Ontology annotation, biological process: intracellular signal transduction; adenylate cyclase-activating G protein-coupled receptor signaling pathway; cyclic nucleotide biosynthetic process. The record is from RefSeq and is a predicted model, not a curated record. Gene Ontology annotation, molecular function: adenylate cyclase activity. The coding region runs from base 434 to 4480 and encodes 1348 amino acids. NCBI's taxonomy places the organism in Eukaryota, Metazoa, Chordata, Aves, Strigiformes, Tytonidae.
GCCGGCCCCUUGGCGGCGGCCGUGAGGGGAGCGCUGCCCGGCGGGCGCGGGGAGGAAGCGGCGGCCGGCUGCGGCCGACAUGGAGGAGCGGUCCCCUCCCGGCGGGGGCCCCCCGCGGGACUGAGCGAGCGGCCGCCCGCCCCGCGCCUCGGCGGGGCUGCGGGAGCGGGGCCAGCGGCGGGCGGCAGCCCCGGCGGGCGAGGCGGGGGGGUGUGUGUGUGUGUGUGGGGGGGGGGGGACUAUGCGGGGCUGCCCGCGCCCCGGCGCCCUGCGAGCCGAGCCCGGCGAGCGGCGGAACGCCGCGGCGCUGCCCGGCCGCCUCUCCGCGCAGGCGGCGGGAGGAGACUAGAGGCGACUCUCCCGAGGAGCCCGGCGGCUUUCCCAGCCCGAGAGACCCAACUCCUGAGCGGGCUCUUCAGGAGGAAUUGACAACAUGGCUUCCCCACCGCACCAGCAGCUGCUGCAUCACCACAGCACCGAGGUGAGCUGCGACUCCAGCGGGGACAGCAACAGCGUGACGGUGAAAAUCAACCCCAAGCAGCACCAGGGCUGCUCCUCUUCCAAGCACUGCAAGUACAGCAUCUCCUCCAGCUGCAGCUCGGGGGAGUCGGGGGGCACCCGCCGAGCCGGCGGAGGUGGCGGCAGCGUCCCCGGCCUCCGCCGGCAGAAGAAGCUGCCGCAGCUCUUCGAGAGGGCCUCUUCCAAGUGGUGGAACCCCAAGUUCGACUCCAACAACCUGGAGGAGGCUUGCAUGGAGAGAUGCUUCCCGCAGACCCAGCGCAGGUUUCGCUAUGCCCUCUUCUACAUUGGCGUGGCCUGCCUUCUCUGGGGCAUCUAUUUUGGCAUACACAUGAGAGAGAAACUGAUGGUGUUCAUGGUGCCGGCUCUGUGCUUCCUCUUGGUGUGUGUAGUGUUUUUUGUGUUCACCUUCACUAAGACUUACGCUCGCCAUUACGUAUGGACUUCGCUGAUACUCACCCUCCUGGUUUUUGCUCUGACUCUCGCUCUGCAGUUCCAGGCUCUGAAGCCUAUCUCAGGAAGUGGUGACAUGCCCAAUCAGACUGCCCCAGCAGAUCCUACAGACACUUGUCUUUCUCAAGUAGGCAGUUUUUCUAUGUGUAUCGAAGUGCUCUUGUUGCUUUACACGGUGAUGCACUUACCCUUGUAUUUAAGCUUGUUUCUGGGACUGUCAUACUCGGUCCUCUUUGAGACCUUUGGUUAUCACUUCCGUGAUGAGAACUGUUUUACGCCUCUCGGAGCCGGCGCGGUUUACUGGGAGCUGUUGAGUAAAGCCUUCCUGCACAUCUGCAUCCACGCCAUUGGUAUUCAUUUAUUUAUCAUGUCCGAAGUCAGAUCGAGAAGCACAUUCCUGAAAGUGGGGCAAUCAAUCAUGCAUGGAAAAGACUUGGAAGUGGAAAAAGCCCUGAAAGAGAGGAUGAUUCACUCUGUUAUGCCAAGAAUAAUAGCUGAUGACUUAAUGAAGCAGGGGGAUGAUGAAAGUGAAAACUCCAUCAAACGUCAUUCCACCUCAAGCCCCAAAAACAGGAAGAAGAAGCCCUCCAUCCAGAAAACCCCCAUAAUAUUCCGUCCCUUUAAAAUGCAGCAGAUAGAGCAAGUGAGCAUUUUGUUUGCAGAUAUUGUUGGCUUCACAAAAAUGAGCGCCAACAAAUCUGCUCACGCUCUGGUGGGACUCCUGAACGACCUCUUCGGACGUUUUGACCGUCUGUGUGAGGACACUAAAUGCGAGAAGAUAAGCACUUUGGGAGACUGUUACUACUGCGUAGCUGGCUGCCCAGAGCCCCGGGCAGAUCACGCUUACUGCUGCAUCGAGAUGGGCUUGGGUAUGAUUAAAGCCAUUGAGCAGUUUUGCCAGGAGAAAAAAGAAAUGGUGAACAUGAGAGUCGGUGUUCAUACCGGGACAGUCCUGUGUGGCAUUUUGGGAAUGAGGAGAUUCAAGUUCGAUGUGUGGUCCAACGAUGUCAAUUUGGCCAAUCUGAUGGAGCAGCUCGGGGUGGCUGGAAAGGUCCAUAUUUCGGAAGCUACUGCGAAAUACCUGGAUGAUCGUUAUGAAAUGGAGGAUGGAAAGGUGAUUGAGCGAGUUGGUCAGAGUGUGGUAGCUGACCAGUUAAAAGGUUUGAAGACCUAUCUGAUCUCUGGUCAGAAGGUGAAGGAGCCCCACUGCAGCUGUUCACAAGCGUUGCUUCCCGGCCUGGAGUCCGGAGACGGAGCCAGGAUACAGGGAGCAUCGUCAGCCGAGAACGCCAGCGACUCGACAAAGACUCUCAAACAUGUGGACAAACCUAAGCCUUGCCCUUCAUGUAGUACCACCCUUACUCCCCACUGCGAUGUCAGCAUAGACGAAGGAGCUAUCCAAAAUGGUUGUCAGGAUGAGCAUAAAAACAGUACAAAGGCUCCAGGAGGACACAGUCCAAAGACUCAGAAUGGACUUUUGAGUCCUCCACAGGAAGAAAAGCUCAGCAAUAGUCAAACCUCGCUUUAUGAGAUGUUGCAAGAGAAAGGGAAAUGGGGUGGAGUGAGUCUGGAUCAAUCAGCUCUCCUUCCUUUGAGGUUCAAAAACAUCAGAGAAAAGACAGAUGCUCACUUUGUGGACGUGAUUAAAGAAGACAGCCUCAUGAAAGACUACUUCUUUAAACCACCUAUUAACAAGCUGAGCCUGAACUUCUUGGAUCAGGAUUUGGAGAUGGCCUACAGGACAAGCUAUCAGGAAGAGGUUAUAAGGAAUGCUCCAGUGAAGACAUUUGCCAGUGCUACCUUCAGCUCGCUCCUGGACGUGUUCCUCUCCACCACAGUCUUCCUCAUACUCUCUAUCACAUGUUUCCUGAAACACGGGAUGGUUGCGUCCCCUCCACCACCUGCAGCAGUCGUGGUGUUCAUCAUCGCCGUCCUGCUAGAGGUGCUGUCCCUUGUCAUCUCAAUUAGGAUGGCGUUCUUUCUGGAGGAGGUGAUGACUUGCACCAAGCGUCUCCUGGAGGUGAUAUCUGGCUGGCUGCCUCGACAUUUUUUUGGUGCAAUCCUGGUUUCUCUCCCAGCUCUUGCAGUUUUUUCACACUUCACCUCUGAUUUUGAAACAAAUAUACAUUACACCAUGUUUAUGUGUUGCGCGAUUCUGAUCACCAUUGUGCAGUACUGUAACUUCUGCCAGCUUAGCUCCUGGAUGAGGUCUCUGUUGGCAACCGUAGUAGGAGCAGUGCUUCUCAUUCUGCUCUACGUCUCCUUGUGUCCAGACAGCUCCAUGGAAACUUUUCGCGUAGAUUUGGCACAGAACUUUAGCUCCAGAAAGAGUCCGUGCAACAGUUCGGUGCCAAAUGACACAAAGAGACCAGCAGACCUGAUCGGUCAGGAAGUGAUUUUGGUUUCCUUCCUUCUGCUCCUCCUGGUCUGGUUUCUGAAUCGAGAGUUUGAGGUCAGUUACCGUCUCCACUACCAUGGAGAUGUGGAGGCUGAUCUUCAUCGCACCAAAAUUCAGAGCAUGAGGGAUCAGGCUGACUGGUUGCUGAGGAAUAUUAUUCCGUACCAUGUGGCUGAGCAGUUGAAGGUUUCCCAGAGCUAUUCCAAAAACCACGACAGUGGCGGAGUAAUCUUUGCAAGUAUUGUGAACUUCAGCGAGUUCUAUGAAGAGAACUACGAAGGAGGCAAAGAGUGCUACAGAGUCCUGAAUGAAUUGAUUGGGGAUUUUGAUGAGCUGCUGAGCAAACCACAUUACAGCAGCAUUGAGAAAAUCAAAACAAUUGGGGCAACCUAUAUGGCCGCGUCGGGACUGAACACCUCGCAGUGUCAGGACAACAACCAUCCCCAUGGCCAUUUGCAGACCCUUUUUGAAUUUGCCAAAGAAAUGAUGCGAGUGGUGGAUGACUUCAACAACAACAUGCUGUGGUUUAAUUUUAAACUUAGGAUCGGAUUUAACCACGGCCCCCUCACGGCUGGGGUCAUUGGCACCACCAAGCUGUUGUACGACAUUUGGGGUGACACUGUGAACAUUGCGAGCAGGAUGGACACCACUGGUGUCGAGUGUCGUAUACAGGUGAGUGAGGAGAGCUACCGCAUCCUAAACAAGAUGGGGUAUGACUUUGACUACAGGGGGACAGUCAAUGUGAAGGGGAAAGGUCAGAUGAAGACCUACCUUUACCCAAAAUGCAUGGACAACGGGAUCGUGCCACAUCACCAGUUGUCUAUAUCUCCAGACAUUCGGGUUCAAGUGGAUGGCAGCAUUGGGCGAUCUCCGACGGAUGAGAUUGCCAACCUGGUGCCUUCUGUACAGAAUUCUGAUAAAAUAGCCCAUGGCACAGAUAACUCAGAAACCAAGGACAUCCUUCCUUCCGCCAAGAAGCUCCAGAAAGAUGCGGUGAAAGCAGAGGAGAGGUGCAGGUUUGGCAAAGCCGCAGGGAAGACUGACUGUGAGGAAGCGGGAACUGAGGAGGUCAAUGAACUGACAAAGCUAAAUAUCUCUAAGAGUGUAUGAUGCACUGUCAGAGUUGCAUGAAGUGCUCUGUCAAUAGAAACACAAAGACACUUGCAAUUGGCAGUUUUCUUUUUCGAGAGAGACCUUCUCAACACCUGGGUUGUACGUUUGUUUUCAUUUCAGCGCCUGGUGCUGUGUGGAUCACAGCUCUUCAGGGCUUGUUUUCAUCCAUCUCUCUCCUCCAUGCCCCAAAUCACAUCCCAAGCUCCCCAGCUCCCUGUGCAACCAUCUUACAGCUGAGUAGAGGAUAUUAAGUGCCUUCAGAUAUACUCCAUUGGACUCCCUGUCAAGGUACAGAGGCCCCAAGUGAAAUCAAAGCUUUGGGUAUUUAUCUAAUUUUAAAGAAAAGCAAAGCUGUGGUUAUAUCAUUUUUAUUGUCGUUUCUCACAAAACACUUUUUUUGCCUAAUGCAACUCCUUGGGUUUUUUAUAUCUCUCUGAACAAUGUUUUACUGUUAUCAGACCUUUUGUAUGUAAACACACAGACAAAUGUGCAUGUAUCUACCAUAUGAGACUGACAUAAAGUGCCAGUAACGUACCACAAAAGAAUGUUUUGGCGAGGGGGUGACACAAUUUGACUUUGUGUUGGGCUGGAGGAGGAGUUCUGCAGUGGCUCAACAUUUAGUUAGAGUAGGCUGAACAACUGCUGUAGUUUUAUUCUCCCGUACCAAUGCUUUCUUCAACCUUAAUGUGCCAUUGUGUGCUUUGGAUACACUUCUUUUCCAUAUAGCCAAUGAGUUACUGAUAUGUGGGAGUGGAAUAAGGGUUCGGACAUCACCAGCUCUCAGGACAGGUUUCCAGAAGCAGACGAGUGACCACAAGAGUGUUACAAUUCAGGUCUUACGAGUCUAAAGCAGUUUCAUGUUACUCCGUACGCUAGCAGAAUUUGUGAAGGUAGGUGAAGUUGGUAUCUCUAAGCUGGUCUGAUUUGAGAGAGAAGCGAAAUAAAUGUUUUGGGAAUGCCGUUAUUUAUUUAUUUAUUUUAUUCCUGUUUUUAUUUGGUUUGGGGGUUCUUGUGUGUGUGGGCAGAAGGGAUCAGGAGAGAUGAAUUGCUAAUUGGUUUAAUUAGAUGGUGUUUCAGCCUCUUUGAACUACCAACCACUGUGAGGAUGUUACCUAGGCAAUAUUUGUUUCAAAGCUGGUGAGACUUCCGAAGCCACCAAACACAAUUCAGUAUCCCAGCUUCCCUCUGUACUGAAUCAAUGGUGCUGCACAAUAUUUUUUCAGGAUCGAUCCCCCCCCCCUACACUGUGCUUUUGCAGCAGGGAAUAGAACAGCAUGCUCCCUGCGUGCCACUGAAAGCAGGAAUAGGGAAAAGCGUCCUUUCUAGUGAGCUGAGAAGCACAAUAAUUUCCCAGUCCUGCCGAUGACUCUGCGCAGGUCCCUGGGACCGGGGACCUGCAGGAGCCCCGGGACCUGCUCGCACAGAGGGAGCUGCAGGCUGGGGGCCUUAGACUACACCAGUUUGCCCUCUGCAUGCUUCCAUCACCUCCUUCACUUACACUCGAUGUCCUGCUUUGGAUAAUAUUGAUUAUUCAGCUGUUGCGGUUCAGCUAUCUCCUUGCGACACCAAAUAAAAACGAAAGAAUUUUUAUGCCCGAAGUAAGUUUGUUAGCCAGGGAAGAGUGGGUGAAAUGCAGUGCUGUGCUGUCUGCAUAUUGGCGUGGGGUUUAAUUCCUUCUUUCCAUCUGAACUAAAGUCAGAAUAUAUUGAUACUUCUUCUUAUUCCCUGUGUGAUUUUUGGAGUUUGAGUAAUAAAUACAUUGUGAAGUUCCUGUUCAGCUACUUGAGACCCAUCUACACUUUACGGUCAGCGCAGAGCCCUUGAAGUCUUUGUCAAACAUAAAUCCAGGAGAUUUCUGAGUCUCAGUUAAUUAAACGAUACUCUGCACACUGUUCUCACAAAAGCUGCUGUUUAUACAUAUCUAACUUGCAUUCGAUAGGCAAGCUAUUUAAAAUGAAUCCUACUUGCUCAACCUGCUAGCACACAGAAAAAUUGGGGGAUACUCAUCCCCAUACCCUUCUGCCACAGAUGCUGUAGCCUGUUUGGUGGCUAUUCCUGACAAGCAACAAUACAAGGUUUUUAUCAGUGCACAGUUUUACAGCAGCCUUCCUUCUCCGUAGAUUCAAAGUAGGCCCCUCCCUGUAGUGGGUUGCACUUCCAACUUUCAGGUAGUAUAAUUCUGCAAAUACCUCUUGCAUCUGAAGAAUGCAUUCUUGAAACCAUUUUUAGGGUUCUUGUUUCAGUUAAGCCUGUGUCAGUGUUCCUUUUCUUCCAGUUAGAGGAGUUAAAUGGCCCAGAAUUGUUUACAUGCCGUCUAGUGUUAUAUUAGUGUCUCAAAGUCAUUCAAACCUUUCUCCCUUUCACUUCUUUCUCCCCAUUUUAUAGACUCUACCCAGCAUUUCUCUCUCAUUGAUCAGCUGUUUGCAAUGGCAGAGUUCAGUCGAGACACGCUGGCUUCUCUUGCGUGUGAGACACUGCACCAUAACCGAACCUCCACCAGCAAGAGCCCUGCACCCAGUGAGAGGUUUGCAGCCCGUGAUUAAACCGGAGAGGAGAGGGUGCUGGGGUGUAGGGCCCCGGGCCCAGGGCGCCUUCCUUCUCACUGUUCAGCUGUGCACUGCAAAAUACAAAAGCCUCGUCCUCCAGCCUAUAAAGUAAAUAACACUCCUGUGCUGUCGUGGUGUGGUGCUGCGGGAGCUGGGUUUCUGGUAACAUUAGAAUACAAAAAAAAAAAAAAAAAAACAAAAAAAAAAAAAAAAACAACAAACCAAAACCAACACCAGGGCCUCUUUUUCGUUGGCACCGAGCAAAUAAAAUGACUGAGGACAGAAGCAUUAGUGGACUCUGAAAUCAAGGGCUGCUGCCCGCUCUGGGACGGCCGGCGAUGUUACUCUGCCCUAACUCUGAAGUGGGGAAGAGAGUCGUAAGAAGUCGAGUAACUUGUGGCACCCCUGCUUGCUUAUUGCCACCAGGACAGUAGCAGGAAUUCAACAGCUGAGACUGCAGGUCUUCUUUCAGAGGUGUUAAAUCUUCUCUUUAUUGCAGUGUAGUAACGAAAUCGAGAAGCUAAGCUCUUGAGGUACAGGUUGGCUUGUGAGAUUUUCCCAGGCACGAGGAGCAAGGAGUUAGGUGUUUUCUGUUUAAAACCGUGGGAGCUGAACCUUUUCACCUUCCCUUUCCGCCUUUGAAAAGCUGUCCCAAUACUUGCAAAAAUUACUCUGGAGGCGUUUUUAAUGGCAUCGUGCAGUUCUGCCUUCCCCUCUGCAGCCGUGACGUGUGUGUGCUUGUGGGAGGCCGUGACCAAAGUUCAUUUUGUUAAGGUGUCUUCUGUGCUUGCUGUGCUAGUGCCAGCGCAGUUUGGACACAGCGUAAAAGUUGAGGAGUUGGCCAGGUACCUGGAAGUGUAUUCUGCAAGAUACAAAGAGUGGGAGGAUUUUGAUGUGACAAAAAGGGGGAGGGGGAAGAGGAUGGACCCUCCAAGGGCUUCACUCCCCAAAAAACAAAAAAAGAAGUGUUUGAAUUCUCUUACUUCAGGGCUAAAACACAGAAAGGAGGCGCCUGGAGCAAAAAUGCAAGGAGCUAUAAACCAAACACUGUAUGCAUACCAGCUUUUAGCUGAAGAUCAUCUUCUUCUUGAUUAAAGAGUCAAGCUUUUAGGAUAUCUAGCAUUUUUAAAUUGCUAACAAACCUGUUUUGAAAACUUUGAUUCGGAAUACAACAAAAAAAGAUGUCGCAAGGGAACAGUUACUAAUUCCAUGUCUUUAUUUUGCGAUAUCACAAGAGGCUGAGAGUGCCUGAGGUUGGAUAUAAUGCGAUCAGCUAUUUAACUGUGCAGCUUGAGUUGGCAUUUUUUGCCAGAUUUAAAGACUGUGUCUGUUUUCUCCCUCCUCCCCUGCUGUGGUCGUUUGCUCAGUCUGGACAGGACGGGUGAGUGGGUCUUGCCUCCCUGCUCCUCACCUCUUCUAAGCUGUGUCUUCCGCACUGCGCAGCAGCGUUUGAAUUCCACUGCUGCGAGGUGGUGGCUUCAGAUGCUGCUUUCACUGCUGCUUGCCUCUCUCUUCCCUAAUAUAGAGAGGAAGAGUACGUUCGCUUUGAUAUCUUGGUCCAUUUGGCUGGUCACAGCUGCAGCUUCCUCCUUGUGUUGUUGUUAAGCUGCUUGACAGAAGAUACAGAAGGAGCAGCAGGCACAUCCCAGUAGUUAAACUUAAGAAUUCUGUGGAAAAAUACAUUUUUCAUCAACGCCAGAAGUGGAAAAAAAGUUGUAUUUCCCUGUUAACAAGCAUGCAAAAGCAGAAGAGGGUAAGAAAAAAAAAACCCACAGUGUUUGCUGUCAGUGUUGGGAUUUGCUGGGAUUCCCUUAAGUCCUGGGUUAGUUAAAUAUUACAGAACUGCUAAAAAUGCAGUAAUUAUUUCUUGGUACGGCUUUCCCAAAUGCUGAAGACGUUGCAGGGUUGGUUUGACUGUAACUACAGAAUGAUUUUCAUGUGGCAAGAGCAACAGUGGGGGCAGAGGUGCAGGGAUCCCCCAGUGCUGCAGUGCUUCCAUCUCGAUGCGCAGGCAGCGGCAAAAACCCAGUUGGGAUCCUGAGUAGUGCUGAGACUUGGCGAGAUGUAUGGGGAACGUCAGUUUGGGCAGGAAAGUUGUUUAUUCCAAUGUUGUUUUUUUUUUUUUUUUUUUUCUUUUGAGUUCUCUAUACAGGCUGCAGCAGUCCUUGUUUUGAUCUCUAGGGGAGCAACAUUUAAAGGGAAAAACCUCAACUGCUGUUCGUUGUUGCUGAGAAUACCCUCCAGUGCCGGUAGCGGUAGGAUUCUGCAAAGUCCUGUAAAAAGGUUGGAAAUUAUAAGCAAUUUCACGCUAAUUCGGGCAGACACUGUAGUCAUCCGGGUUUUAGUUUGAGCGCUCUGAUGACCUGAAGCUUUCUUCAGCCAAGAGCUAUGAAAUCGGGGACCGUUUUCUGCUAAAACACGCCAAAACCGUAAAGGAAGCUGGCGAGGUGGAAGCCCACGACCCGCAGAAAUGCGGCAGGAGCGGUGCAGCGUAGCGGUGGGGUUCUGGCUUCCUGGGCCACGCAGGCGGCGCGGGGGAGCCCCGUGCGGCAAACACGCGCUCCCAGGGGCAGAAAGCAGUGAGCAAAGGAGAAGGCGAAGGCGGAACGGGGCGCCGGGUUGUGUUGAAGGCUCCUCGGCGGCUUCCAGGUGCGACGUCUUUGCCGACUGCUGCGGGGGGAGGUUUCUGGGGCGGGAAGCAGAGCCCUGGCUGCCCAGCGGCACGUGUUCUGUGGUGGGGUCAGGGAGUCUUAAAAAGGGCUUAUUUUUAAAAAAAUCUGCUUUGGUGCCGCCCUUUGAACUCUGUCCAGAGUGACGAGAAGGAGUUUUUUCAGUGAAAAUCGCACACGAGGAGCUUAUUAUCUUUGUCUUGUGUAGAGUUCAUUUAAAAUGAACGUCGGGCUCUGAAGAGGUUCAAGUAGAAAAUAAAACGGGUGAAAUAUAUUUAGUCUUAACAGCGGCUCAGUUCAAGUGGUACCGUGGGGAAGAGUUUUGAGGUGCUUUAUAGAUGCACCGUAAAGCUCCGUUACAGAAAACUUGCGUGAUUUUUUUUCUGUAAAACCUCUUUCAAGUCUGUAUCAGGCGAGCUAAACUUCCGUCUACAGCCCCGAUAAGCGGCUGGGCUGCCGACGCAUACAGAAGUGUUUGCUACUUACCUUCAAGAGUCAGCGUUAGCUUUUGAGAAAGAAGAUUAUUUUGGGAAAAUUAGAUCAGCAGAAGAUAUUCAGAGCUUUUUUUCCCCCCACUUUAUUGUAGCUGCUAAACAUUUUUUGGCCUAACCAAGCUGCCCGGCCCGAGGCUGGCGAGGAGCGGGACCAGGCGCCCGGCGUUUUCACACACUCCGCUCCAACAUCGGUUUUAGCAGCUGCUGCACACGCGUGUCUCCAAGUCGGGAAUCGGUGUCGAGGAAGUAAAGUUGUUCAUGUUUUACACCUCUGGAAAAGCCCCGAGGCUGCUGCGUCGGCUUCUCGCGUCUGAGCCUUUACGCGGUUUGUUCUGUUCUCUCCCUGUUUCCUGGCUCACUGCAACAACGCGUAUUUUUAAUCUCCAGAAGCUGCAGCGUUCGCUGAAUCUGAAGAACUGCAGAAGGUCGUGGCCGGGAACGCUUACUUAAAUUUUAAGUUUUGGCUCUCACCGGUGCUGCUCUGACCAAUCUGUGAUCGGGCGCUAAGCAGCGACGCGCAGUGGUGUCGCCGCCACUCGCACAGCCCCCAUUUCAGCCUCAACUCUCAAAUUCUCCUUCGGAUGAGUCAAAACAAAACGGCUUUUUUCCAUCUUUUCUCCCUUAGUCACUCAUGUCUUCGCAUGUUUCUAACUUAAUGCAUUGGCUAAAUAGUAGUUUGCAGUUGAAAGACGGCUUGUAGCAAUUCGUUGUCGAAAGAUUUAAGCUCAGGACAGGGAAGGAUGCAGCGUGUGGUACAUCUGCGGGAUGCCCAGAGGGAAAAUGUCUCUUUAGCAUCUUUGAAACUUUACCGGAGUGAGACCAGCGCUGGGUGAUUUAUUCCUCAUAGGAGCUGUAUAACUCCAUCUUGCUGUUGCCCCUGGAGGUGGUCCACGGGAGGGGAGGUCGCAGUGCUCCGCUCUGCGUCGCUGCCUCAGCCAGGGUUUGGCCACCGGCGCGGUCCCACCGGCACCGUCAGACAUUUCUCUUCACCCGUAGUAGUUCAGGAGUCCGCAGCUGCCAGACUAACCCUCUCCCCAAUUUAAUUUCUUCUAGUUUGCAGAGAUGGCAUUGAGAGAGAUGUUCAAGGCCAGGUUGGACGUGUUCUAGUGGAAGGGGUCCCUGCCCGUGGCAGGGGGUUGGAACUGGACGAUCUUUCAGGUCCCUUCCAACCCAAACCAGUCUACGAUUCCAUAAUAAUAUAUAUAUGUGCCGGGACAGAGACUUGUUAUUACCCUACUGCAAGUACAGCUUUAAACUUCCAAAGUAAUAAACUCUUUAAAGCCAAGAGCCUUAACAACUGCAAACAUCUGCCGAGAGACAAAACACAGUUUCAGGUGUGCGCUGAAUAUUUGGGAAUUUUUUUGUGCUCAAUGACGGGUGUCUCCUGUUGGUGAGGAGGCAAUAUCCAAAGAUGAUUAGGACCUUGGCCACCUUCACCGAAUAACCGAGGAAGAGGUAGACAGGCUCCCCCCCUUGUGCUCUCAGGAAAGUCACCUCGCUCCCCCAGGGCUGGUGUGAUGGCUUUUGUAUAUUGCGUUGCUCGGAAAAGCUCCUUUCCAUGGAACAGUAUUUUUAAUUUAGCAUAAAACGUUGUCCGUGCUGGCGGCAGGGUUUGGAUGCCUCUUUUCCCACCCCCAGGGUCUUUCAGUGCAGCACUGAGAUGGAGCCGGCGGGGAUGGAGAUGAUGGGAAAAUUGCUCUGGGGGCAGCGUCCCGCCGCCCUGCUCGGUUGAGCCGGACCCCGGUCAGCCCCACGGCUCUCGGUGACCUUUAGAAAUACGUCUUCCCUCCUCCUAUCUGUUUCAUUUCACGUUUUCACGUGAGCAAAUUUUCAGCUGGUUAUUACAAACGUGCACACCGGGUCUGUCCGGCCUGGGUGCAGACAGUGCGACGGACAGUGUUACACCUUCCCCUGCGAAUCGCUGCGCGCCAGGAGCUGCGGCCCCUCCUUACAAACAGCCUGCGAGAAAUUAUUUUCCAAGUGAGAAAUUCAAAUCAGGGUUGGCUUCGGUUUGCCGAGUAGCUGCCAGCCAGGCAGCGGUGCGGGCCCGGGAGCCGGGGCGGACUCCCGACCACCCCCUGCUUGCUUUAAAACCUGCCUCGACAGUAUUAGCUGAGACUUCAGCACUGCCUGUCCUUGCAUAAGCACACGUGGAGAGGGUAGGGAGAGUGUUAACCGAGAACAUGACUGAAACGUUUAUUGAGUUAUGAAUUCAAAUGUUAACUGAGAACAGUUUCCAGUUAAAAAAGAAAAGAAGGAAGGGAAAAAAAAAAAAAAAAAAGGCGAGUUAAAACAUUUCAAAGUCUUCAGGUCAGCUGGAAAUUGUUUCUUCGUGACGUCUCUGCUUUCUUUCUCUUCCCACCCCAGCGAAGCCCGUGUUCCCGCUACCUUCUCCCCUCCCUCCUUGCAAAAAGAGAGAGAACCGGCCUGUUUACACCCACCGCCGGGGGAAGCUGGCGGCUUCUGCCAGGGCUUUGCUGGGGGACGGGGCUUCCCCGCAGCGGCUUCACUGUAAAUAUUCUGCCUAUGCUUCGUUGACAAAACCGAAAUGGAAAAAAGUUGUAUCUGUGAAAUAUUAAGCUGUAUAUGUAUAUAGAUAAAACGCGUGUUAUCUCCGACUCGUUACUACGGCUCUGUAAUCAAUUGUAUAUUAAACCGUUUUACUGUAUGGCAGAUCAUUUCACGCUAUCUUAGAUGUAGAAAAGCUGAGAAAGUAACUCACAAUACACUAUGUCAACUUAAAA